This is a messenger RNA of Tribolium madens (black flour beetle), 4897 nucleotides long. It is a transcript of the gene Npc1a, whose product is annotated as NPC intracellular cholesterol transporter 1. Bases 197 to 4273 code for a protein of 1358 amino acids. Lineage: Eukaryota; Metazoa; Arthropoda; Insecta; Coleoptera; Tenebrionidae. The transcript has 9 exons. The record is from RefSeq and is a predicted model, not a curated record. Gene Ontology annotation, cellular component: membrane. Gene Ontology annotation, molecular function: lipid carrier activity.
GGUGGGUUAAUUUUCUAAUGGCGUCGCUGUGAUUUUCAACAGUGUUUCAACGACUGUUGAUACGGAAAGUCACACAAGUGCAAAUAAUUCGAAUUGAAAUGAAGACCGCCCUGUGAUGUUAUUUAAGAGUUAAAGUCAAAAUCGGACACAAAAAGUUGCAUUGCAGUGUGCAGUGACCAUUCGAAAAUUACAAAAAAUGGCAAAUUUUAGGAAAUCCUCAAGACUUUUAUGUGAAUUAUUAUUAGUGAUAUUAUGUUUAGUGAAUAGGAUUUCCGGUGCUGAAAACAACGCAUCCACAAGUAGGAAAGACACUCAAGCCCAUUGCGUUUGGUACGGCGAGUGCAAUACCUCACCGACAGGCUUGAAGCAAUACUGCCCUUACGACGGCCCUCCAAAACUCCUCAACGACACCACGGCCCUCGAGACCCUCUCAAAAUGGUGUCCACAUCUAGUUUCCGACUCUAGUCAAACUAUAAACACUUGUUGUGAUGCCUCCCAAAUCGCCACAUUCGCUUCCAGUGUCCAACUCGCCGCCAAUUUCCUCAAGAGGUGUCCUUCGUGUAUGAUGAAUCUGGCAGGGCAUUUGUGCGAUUUCACCUGCGGAAAAGACCAAACAAACUAUAUGAAAGUCGUAGAAAUCAAAAAUAAUACGAAAGGAUUGGAAUACAUCACUGCUGUAGAUUUAUACAUUACGAAUGAGUACUUGGAAGGGACCUACAAGUCUUGCAAGCAAGUCAGUGUUCCCUCGAGUGGACAAUUGGCCUUAGAUCUGAUGUGUGGGAAUUGGGGGGCGAGUAAAUGUUCAGCGAUGAGAUGGUUUAAUUUCAUGGGAACUGCAGGAGAUGCGAAUCCUUUUGUGCCAUUCCAGAUUAAUUAUCUGAAUAGUACGGGACCGGUGGAUAAGGACGGAGUCAAAUAUGAGCCUUUGAAUCCGAAAAUUACGCCGUGUAAUAAGGCGAUUGAUUCUAAAACAGCAGCAUGCAGUUGCGUAGACUGCGAAGAAAGUUGUCCGGUUCCUCCGCCGCAACCGCCCGCACCCCAACCCUUUACAAUCGCCGGUUUCGACGGUUACUUCUUCCUAAUGGUGAUUGUUUUCUGCGUUGGCACACUCAUGUUCCUCCUGGUCGUUUUUGUCUGUCCAUCUAGAGCAGAAAUCGUGGGUUUGGUGACCGGGCAUGGUUCAGAAGACAUGCGGGCUGCUGUUGGUAGACGACUGGCGGGCGUCGACAGACAAUCCAGACUGGUGCUUGGUAGCGAUGAGGAAGAUAGCCCCCUUCAGGACUCUAAAAGAUCCAGUGUAACCUCCGAAAUUGGCCAUGAACUCGACACUCAUUCCAUUAAUAAAAUGCCCGGCGAAUACGAAUCGGGUUCGUCGUUUUUGGAAAAACUCGGCGCCAACACCGAUACUUUCCUCCAGCGAUUUUUCGAAUAUUGGGGCACUAUGUGCGCCGAAAGACCGUGGCUGGUGCUGUUUUUGGGCGCUUGUAUCGUAGUAGGCCUCGGCCACGGUAUCAAAUACCUGAAAGUGACCACCGAUCCGGUGGAAUUGUGGGCAUCGCCGACUUCAAGGAGUCGCAUUGAAAAGGAGUAUUUCGAUAGUCAUUUUGAGCCGUUUUACAGAAACGAACAAGUAAUAAUCAAAGCGGUGAAUUUGCCGCAGAUACAUCAUAACACUUCGAAUGGGGAAGUGGUGUUUGGGCCAGCAUUCGAUCCGACCUUUUUGAAAGAGGUUUUGAAAUUGCAAGAGAGGAUCAAGGCGAUUGGUGCCGAGACUGAUUACGCCUUGGGGAGGAUUUGUUUCGCACCGUUGAGGAGUGUGGGGAAGGUCAGUACGGAUGUGGAGGAAUGCGUCGUCCAGAGUAUUUGGGGGUAUUAUCAAAACGAUGAAGAAACGUUUGAUGAAACCGAUAUUGAUCCAGCUGGAUAUGAGACGAACUAUUUGGAUUACUUCAUUUCAUGUGCUCAAAACCCCUACAACCCCAAAUGCCUCGCCCCCUACGGCGGCCCCGUCGAUCCUGCCAUUGCAAUGGGCGGUUUCCUCCAACCGGGCGAAAACCUCUCAAAACAACCAAACUACCAAAACGCCACGGCUGUUAUCCUAACAUUCCUCGUCAACAACUACCACAAUAAAACCAAACUUUCUCCGGCAAUGGAAUGGGAAAAGGCUUUCGUUGCUUUUAUGAAAAACUGGACGGCCACCGAAAAACCCGAUUACAUGGAAAUCGCCUUCACUUCAGAACGUUCAAUCGAAGACGAACUCGACCGCGAAAGCCAAUCCGAUGUCGUCACGAUCCUCAUCUCCUACAUUAUCAUGUUUGCAUACAUAGCAGUGUCUUUGGGACAAGUAAACACAUGUAGUAGGCUCUUGAUUGAUAGUAAAAUCACAUUGGGGUUGGGAGGAGUCCUCAUUGUUCUAGCUUCGGUUGUUUCAUCGGUUGGUCUGUUUGGAUUCGUCGGUUUGCCGGCUACUUUGAUCAUUAUCGAAGUUAUACCGUUUUUGGUGUUGGCUGUGGGUGUGGAUAACAUUUUUAUUUUGGUUCAAACGCAUCAGAGAGAAGGGAAGAGACCAACAGAGACACAUGCGCAACACAUCGGUCGAACUUUGGGCCAAGUCGGACCUUCAAUGCUUCUAACAAGUGUUUCAGAAAGUUGUUGUUUCUUCUUGGGGAGUUUGUCGGAUAUGCCGGCAGUCAGAGCCUUCGCUUUGUACGCCGGAAUGGCGUUAUUGUUCGAUUUUCUCCUCCAGAUCACUUGUUUCGUCAGUUUGUUAUCAUUGGACACCAUCAGACAAGCCAGUAACCGAUUCGACAUCUGCUGCUUCAUCAAAGGAUCAAAGAAAGAAAACAUCCCGCAAGUCAAUCAAGAAGGCCUCUUAUACUCAUUUUUCAAAUCGAUUUAUGUCCCAUUUUUGAUGAACCGUUUCGUACGAGCUUUCGUAAUGAUUGUUUUCUUUGGUUGGUUGUGUUCUUCCAUUGCAGUGGUGCCACAUAUUGAGAUCGGUUUGGAUCAGGAGUUGUCGAUGCCUGAAGACAGUUACGUGUUGAAAUAUUUCAAGUUCUUGAAAGACGAUUUGAGUAUAGGACCGCCGAUGUAUUUCGUGGUUAAGGAUGGAUUGAAUUACAGCGAUACGAAGACGCAAAAUGUGAUCUGUGGUGGACAAUAUUGCGAUUUGGAUUCGUUGAUUACACAAGUUUUUGAGGCUUCGAAGGUGCCCGAAAGGACGUACAUCGCGAGACCGAGUUCUAGUUGGUUGGACGAUUAUAUAGAUUGGUCGGCGGCGGCGAGGACGUGUUGUAAAUACAAUAAGACAACGGGGGCGUUUUGUCCGCAUACUAAAGGCACUUGCGCUACCUGCGACAUCUCCUAUCUGCCUACCAACCACCGUCCAAUCCCCAAAGACUUCGAACACUUUGUUUCUUUCUUCCUGCAAGACAACCCCGAUGAGACUUGCGCCAAAGCCGGUCACGCCGCUUACGGCCAAGGCGUCAACUACGUCACAAACAAAACAACUCAAUUAUCUCAAGUCGGUGCUUCGUACUUCAUGGCCUACCACACCAUUCUGAAAACGUCGAAAGACUACUACGAAAGUAUGCGUGCGGCACGUAAAGUCUCCGCCAAUAUAACAAAGACAAUCAACACCAAAAUACCCUCUAGUAAUAUCGAAGUAUUUCCAUACUCGGUAUUUUACGUUUUCUACGAGCAGUAUUUGACCAUGUGGCCCGACACUUUGCAAAGUAUGGCCAUAAGCUUGGCGGCCAUUUUCGUAGUGACUUUCCUCCUAAUGGGAUUGGACUUUUUCUCAUCGGCUGUGGUCGUGAUAACCAUCACUAUGAUUGUGGUGAAUCUAGGCGGCUUGAUGUACUGGUGGCACAUCACACUUAAUGCCGUUUCGUUGGUGAAUCUGGUGAUGGCGGUGGGAAUCGCUGUCGAAUUCUGCUCGCAUCUAGUGCACAGUUUCUCCGUUUCGUUGAAGACGACGAGGGUGGAAAGAGCGGCCGAUUCGCUGACGAGGAUGGGAAGUUCAAUUUUCUCGGGGAUCACCUUGACGAAAUUCGGGGGGAUUAUCGUGUUGGGAUUUGCCAAAUCGCAGAUUUUCCAAGUGUUCUACUUCAGGAUGUAUUUGGGAAUUGUCCUGUUUGGGGCUGCGCACGGCUUGAUCUUCCUGCCAGUACUGCUGAGUUAUGUUGGAACCCCGAUGAAUAAAGAGAAAUUGGCGAAACACAGGAAUUUAAACGGAGACCAUUUCCAGGAAACGGAAUUCAGCAGAGCGUGAUGCAAACCAGACGCAGAUACCAUCACACACCACCAGAGGGCGCACCGACGAUUGUGUCACCUCUGCUGCCAUCCACUUCAAGUGCCCAUUACGAUGCUAUAGUAUCCGUAGACACGUGAUUAAUCAUGUGACUAUUAUAAGUGUUAGUUUUAUUAAAGAAAUUUAGCCCUUUGUUAGACUUAUCGAAUAGGUGGUGUGUACAUAUAUUAUACUCUCAUUUGUUACUUGAUAGUCAGGGAGUUUUGUGGUGAGUGUACAUGUCUUCGAUUGUGAUCAAGAAUCUUGACCAAAGUAUUAAAAUAUCAUUUUUCUCUAAGACUGCUCGGUCGCAAACUUUUCUAUUGACUAAUACAAUAAGAUGAAAUUACAACCGACUUUGUUGUAAUUUUGUACUUAUCUUAGAUGAAAUUUACUUAAAUGUUGUAACGGCUUAUUUAUUUUUCUAUGUGGCUUUUGUGUUUCUAAGGCUAAGUUGUAUAUAUUUAGUUAGAAAAAUGCUCAUUUGUUUGGGAAAAAAACAGGGUCUUUUUUAUGGCCGUUUCAUAUUAAGUUGUCCUCUAACAUUCCGAAAAUUAUUGUAAAUUUAUAUUUUUGUGCUAGAGUGUGAUUAAAUGUAUUUUACAA